UUACACAGGAAGCGGUGACAUUCACACAGGAAGCGGUGACGUCACGCGCGGGCCGAGUGGGACUGAAGAUGGCGGAGUAUCUGGCCUCGAUUUUCGGCACCGAAAAGGACAAGGUCAACUGUUCGUUUUAUUUUAAAAUUGGAGCCUGUCGUCAUGGAGAUAGAUGUUCUCGUUUGCACAACAAGCCAACUUUCAGUCAGACCAUUGCGCUCUUGAACUUAUACCGUAACCCUCAAAACUGUACCCAGACAGCAGACGGUUUCCACUGUGCUGUUGGUGAUGUUGAAAUGCAAGAACAUUAUGAUGAAUUCUUUGAGGAGGUCUUCACGGAAAUGGAGGAAAAAUACGGUGAAAUUGAAGAGAUGAAUGUCUGCGACAAUCUGGGUGAUCACCUGGUUGGAAAUGUCUAUGUAAAGUUUCGCCACGAAGAAGAUGCAGAAAAGGCUGUGAAUGACUUGAACAAUCGCUGGUUCAAUGGGCAACCGAUCCAUGCAGAGCUCUCGCCAGUGACUGACUUCCGAGAAGCCUGCUGCAGGCAGUAUGAAAUGGGUGAGUGUACACGAGGAGGCUUUUGCAACUUCAUGCAUCUGAAGCCAAUAUCACGGGAGUUACGUCGUGAGCUGUACGGACGACGUCGUAAGAGCCAGCAGCAGGGUAGCCGUGUGACCUCGUCUGGUGACAAACGGCUGCUAACCAUCACCCCAAAACACUUAAUGGCUGCCAUCAGACACAGGUCAAGAUCAAGAUCUCGUGAGCGUAAGCGAUCUAGGUCACGGGAACGUGGAGGUCGUGGAGGGCGCGAUAGAGACCGUGACCGGAGGCGAUCCAAGGAUCGGGAGCGAUCUGGAAGAUUCUAAGGGUCUGGCAUCAGUCUACAUGACAGCUAGUUUAGAAGUACCACAUGCAACAUAGAAUUGGAAUUUAAUACUUUUUAUGUUCAGGUUUAAAAUAAAACCUCUUUUUUCCUUUUGAUGUUCAAUAAACCUUUUUAAAAUAAAAAUGGAGCUGAUGCUACCUGACCUGCA
Carcharodon carcharias (great white shark) is the source of this 1025-nucleotide messenger RNA. RefSeq names its product U2 small nuclear RNA auxiliary factor 1 (gene u2af1). The transcript is spliced from 9 exons. Gene Ontology annotation, molecular function: pre-mRNA 3'-splice site binding; metal ion binding. Gene Ontology annotation, cellular component: spliceosomal complex; U2AF complex. The record is from RefSeq and is a predicted model, not a curated record. Gene Ontology annotation, biological process: mRNA splicing, via spliceosome. The coding region runs from base 69 to 857 and encodes 262 amino acids. Lineage: Eukaryota; Metazoa; Chordata; Chondrichthyes; Lamniformes; Lamnidae.